ACCGCGCCCGCGCCCCGCGCAGGUAGAGCCGGGCUCCGGGCGCGCGCGGGGGCCGCAGCGGCUGCCACCCCACCUCGCCUCGGCCCCGAGCUAGAGCCUCGCGCGCCCAUGGCCGGCUCGGAGCAGCAGCGGCCGCGGCGGCUGGACGACGGAGACGCGGCCGCGGCGCCCCUGCAGGACGCGGAGCUGGCCCUUGCCGGCAUCAACAUGCUGCUCAACAACGGCUUUCGGGAGUCGGACCAGCUCUUCAAACAAUACAGAAAUCAUAGCCCGUUAAUGAGUUUUGGAGCCAGCUUUGUCAGUUUUUUGAAUGCCAUGAUGACAUUUGAGGAAGAAAAAAUGCAGUUGGCGUGUGAUGACUUAAAAACUACAGAAAAGCUGUGUGAAAGUGAAGAGGCUGGAGUAAUUGAAACAAUCAAGAAUAAAAUUAAGAAGAAUGUUGAUGUCCGAAAAUCUACCCCCUCUCUGGUUGAUCGGCUUCAGAGGCAGAUAAUCAUAGCUGACUGUCAAGUUUACCUGGCUGUGCUCUCGUUUGUAAAGCAAGAAUUGUCAGCAUAUAUAAAAGGUGGGUGGAUCCUUAGGAAAGCCUGGAAGAUUUACAAUAAAUGCUAUCUGGACAUCAACACCCUUCAGGAGUUGUAUCAGAAGAAGCUAACAGAAGAGGCUUUGACUUCUGACGCUGCAAAUGAUAACCACAUUGUGGCUGAAGGGGUGUCUGAGGAGUCUCUGAACAGACUGAAAGGUGCUGUGAGCUUUGGAUACGGCCUUUUUCACCUUUGCAUAUCCAUGGUGCCCCCAAACCUGCUCAAAAUCAUCAACCUGCUGGGUUUUCCUGGAGACCGCCUGCAGGGGCUUUCUUCACUGAUGUAUGCAAGCGAAAGUAAGGACAUGAAGGCCCCUUUAGCUACAUUAGCGCUGCUCUGGUAUCAUACUGUGGUCCGCCCAUUUUUUGCCUUGGAUGGCAGUGAUAACAAAGCCGGCCUGGAUGAAGCGAAGGAAAUUCUUCUCAAAAAAGAAGCUGCUUAUCCAAACUCUUCCCUCUUUAUGUUUUUCAAGGGACGCAUACAACGACUAGAGUGUCAGAUCAACAGUGCCUUGACUUCCUUCCAUACUGCUCUGGAGCUAGCAGUAGACCAGAGGGAAAUCCAGCAUGUUUGUCUGUAUGAAAUUGGUUGGUGCAGCAUGAUAGAGCUGAAUUUCAAGGACGCGUUCGAUUCCUUUGAGAGGCUAAAAAAUGAGUCCCGGUGGUCCCAGUGCUACUACGCCUACCUAACUGCAGUUUGUCAAGGAGCCACCGGUGAUGUGGACGGGGCACAGAUUGUCUUUAAAGAAGUUCAGAAGCUCUUCAAAAGGAAAAACAAUCAGAUUGAACAGUUUUCUGUGAAAAAGGCGGAGAGAUUUCGGAAACAAACCCCAACCAGAGCACUCUGUGUGCUGGCAUCCAUCGAAGUGUUGUACUUGUGGAAAGCCCUCCCCAACUGCUCCCCACCGAACCUACAGAGGAUGAGUCAAGCUUGCCAUGGAGUAGAUGAUUCAUCUGUCGUUGGAUUAAAGUAUUUGCUUCUUGGUGCCAUACACAAAUGUCUAGGGAACUCAGAAGAUGCUGUUCAGUUCUUUCAGAGAGCUGUCAAAGAUGAGUUGUGUCGUCAGAAUAACUUAUACGUUCAGCCAUAUGCUUGCUAUGAACUUGGCUGUCUUCUAUUAGACAAACCAGAGACUGUAGGAAGAGGCAGAACUCUUCUUCUUCAAGCAAAGGAGGAUUUCUCUGGCUACGACUUUGAAAACAGGUUGCAUGUCCGCAUUCAUGCUGCUCUGGCCUCAGUGAGGGAACUGGUCCCUCAGUGACAGACCCCGAGUUCCUGCUGUGUCCCUCCCCAACACAGGUUCUGCACUUUAAAAGCAGAGCACACCGCUCUUACGAAGAUCAGCUUUUCUUCCGAAAACCGUCUGGGCCCAGGACACGUUUCCUCAGUUAGGCUGAUGUAUUAAAGAUCUCCUCUUUUAAACACAUAGCUUAAAAAAGAAAAAUGAUGAUGAUGGUAGUAAUAAUAACUAACCACCUGGGGAGAGGGUUAAGUGACCUUGUUCAAACAUUUUAGUUUUGUGAUUUAUUAUUUUUAAAAUAAAAGUAAACUAAAUAUUCAACCUGCGAUCUUGUAGGAAUGCCUACCUGAAGCACACAUCUGACUUGGUAACACAACGUACCUGUAAAAUUAUUAACAGUAUCACAACAUAGUAUUUAUAUUGUGUUUUGAAAAAAAUAGCAGUGCUUUCCAGU
Capra hircus (goat) is the source of this 2278-nucleotide messenger RNA. It is a transcript of the gene TTC39C, whose product is annotated as tetratricopeptide repeat domain 39C. Gene Ontology annotation, biological process: otolith morphogenesis; cilium assembly. NCBI's taxonomy places the organism in Eukaryota, Metazoa, Chordata, Mammalia, Artiodactyla, Bovidae. The record is from RefSeq and is a predicted model, not a curated record. Gene Ontology annotation, molecular function: protein binding. The coding region runs from base 109 to 1845 and encodes 578 amino acids. The transcript is spliced from 14 exons.